Canis lupus familiaris (dog) is the source of this 3598-nucleotide messenger RNA. RefSeq names its product ATP/GTP binding protein like 4 (gene AGBL4). Gene Ontology annotation, biological process: proteolysis; negative regulation of DNA-templated transcription. Bases 837 to 2420 code for a protein of 527 amino acids. The record is from RefSeq and is a predicted model, not a curated record. The transcript is spliced from 10 exons. NCBI's taxonomy places the organism in Eukaryota, Metazoa, Chordata, Mammalia, Carnivora, Canidae. Gene Ontology annotation, molecular function: metallocarboxypeptidase activity; zinc ion binding; DNA binding.
AUAGUAAGAAAAGAGGCUACAGAGAGUUGUGUACGAUGUGUAUUGGGGCCUUUGAGGAAGAAGAAGGAGUUGCUGAGUGGAGGCUGAGUGUAGUUUGUCAAACAGACCAGAGGGGGAGGGGGACAUUCCAGUUAUACAGAAGAGCGUGGAAUCUUGGGUAUAGCUGGUGGAAGUGUGGCUUCCUGGUAUCAGGUAGGGAGAGGAGCACUCCAGGCAGGCACUGGGCAGGUCUCCUCCCCAAAAAGCAAGCCAGACAGCAGGCUCUGAGCCAGCAGCAGGCUCUACUGAGCUUUGCCAUCCACCAUAUACACAGGGCUCUGUUGCUUUCAAGACACAUACUCAGUUGAUUUGAUCCCCACUUGAGGUACAUGUUAUAUCUCCAUUUCUACCAAAAAAGGAAAAAUGACGUUCACUGACAUAGCAAGCUUGCCUGACUUCUUACCCCACCGAGUGGCAAGACUGGACUUGGAAUCCAGGUUGUCUGAUUUCUAGUUUUUUCCACACCUAUUGGCCAGACCUCAGUUCCUCUUACCUUGACAUUCGAGGCCAUUUAGUCUCUGAGCCCCAGUCGCCUUAACUUCCUUCCUUGCCUCUUUUUCCUACCUAUAACUGAACCCUGUUUUGUAACCAUUCCAGUCUAAAUAGUUUCCCAACCUUCCUUUUUAGUUUCUAGUCUGUUUCCCUUUUGUGUGGUCCAGAUUCUUACCAUCCUUAAAUGGCUAUCCUUUUAUGAGCACUGACUGCCCAAGUACUAUCCACUCCCUUCAAGUUCUUAAUAGAACUUGAUACAGAAUUGAUCAUCUUCACAGUAUCCGGGCACAUUGAUCGAGUCACAGAUGAGGAAGCAGGAUCGGAGAAGUAAAGUAACUUACCCAAGAUCAUUCAAAGACAAAUCUGACCUUGAAAACAGUGUGAUGCAGAAGAAAAUAAAAAUCCCCAAACUUUCUCUCAAUCACAUAGAAGAAGAUGGGGAGGUUAAAGAUUAUGGGGAAGAAGAUUUACAGCUUAGACACCUCAAGAGACCCGAGGGGCGGAAGCCGAGCGAAGUGGCGCAUAAGAGCAUUGAGGCCGUGGUGGCCCGGCUGGAGAAGCAGAACGGCCUGAGCCUGGGCCACGGCACGUGUCCAGAGGAGGUCUUCGUGGAGGCCUCACCGGGCACGGAGGACAUGGACAGUCUGGAGGAUGCCGUCGUGCCCCGGGCUCUGUACGAGGAGCUGCUGCGCAACUACCAGCAGCAGCAGGAGGAGAUGCGCCACCUCCAGCAGGAGCUGGAGCGGACUCGGAGGCAGCUGGUCCAGCAGGCCAAGAAGCUCAAGGAGUACGGGGCACUCGUGUCUGAAAUGAAGGAGCUCCGUGACCUCAACCGGAGGCUCCAGGACGUGCUGCUCCUGAGGCUUGGCAGUGACAACCUUCGGGAAGGGGCAGAGAAGAAGGUGGUAUUCAUCACAGGACGAGUCCACCCAGGGGAAACACCCUCUUCAUUUGUGUGCCAAGGGAUCAUUGACUUCCUCAUAAGCCAGCACCCUAUUGCCCAUGUCCUACGGGAACACCUGGUCUUCAAGAUUGCACCAAUGCUCAACCCUGAUGGAGUCUACCUGGGAAAUUACAGGUGCUCUCUGAUGGGGUUUGACCUGAACCGCCACUGGCUGGAUCCCUCUCCAUGGGCUCACCCUACCCUGCAUGGAGUGAAACAGCUCAUCAUCCAGAUGUACAAUGACCCAAAAACAAGCCUGGAGUUUUAUAUCGACAUCCACGCCCACUCCACCAUGAUGAAUGGCUUCAUGUACGGCAACAUCUUUGAGGAUGAGGAGCGGUUCCAGAGGCAGGCCAUUUUCCCCAAGCUCCUCUGCCAGAAUGCCGAGGACUUCUCCUACUCCAGCACGUCCUUUAACCGGGACGCCGUGAAAGCAGGAACCGGGCGUCGCUUCCUCGGCGGGCUACUGGACCACACUUCCUAUUGCUAUACCCUCGAGGUCUCCUUCUACAGCUACAUCAUCGGGGGCACCACGGCGGCCGUGCCCUACACUGAGGAAGCCUGUAUCCUUGGCGGGUCCCCCCAGGCCUGGGCCAGCCCACAUCCGGCGGAGAGUAUCCAGGUCUGGCAAGAUUUAACGGGCAGAUAUGAAGCUGGGAAGGAACGUGGCAAGAACGUUUUUGGAUUAUUAUCGGCUGAACCCCCUGGUGGAGAAAGUGGCGAUCCCGGUGCCGAGGCUGCGGAAAGAAAAGCCCCCUCCCUACAAGUACCCAUUCCUGCGGGGCCCAGCCAGCAACCACCCCAACGGCAAAGGGGACAAGAAGAGCUCAGUGAGCCACAGAGACCCUUCAAACUCUUUUUAAGGACAUGGAGCCCGGGGAGGUCUUGUGGAGGCACGAGCAUGCAUUUUCCGCUGGGGCAUGAAAUUAUUCACCCUUCUCUCUAGUUUCCAAGAUACAGGGUGUGGGAUACGGACUAGGCUGGUGAAAGGGAAGGAAAAACUGAGAAAUUUCAUCAUUGGGUUCCCUUUUACCAAUGGAAAAUCGAUUGUGGGGCUUCAGCUUAAAGGGUCAGGAACAAGAUAGGAGGCUCAAACCAAGCGAGUACAGAGGCUAUUUUCACAACACAGAGAAUCCUCACAGGACAAGGAAAAGCUACACAUCCCUUUUGAGAGGUUUGACACAUCUCAGGUCAGUGCUUUUGAAGCCUUUUCGAGUUGUGUUGCUACCACUGUAGAGUUGGUUACCUCUUAGACUAGGUGAUGGUUGUUUACGGUUUUAGAAAUGCACUGUCUAUACCUGCUGAUCCAACACCACAUCAGUGACACAUACGACCCAAAGACAAAUGUACUGUUGGGAACAAUAGGUCAGAAUUUUUGAAAUCACAGUGGUCUGGGGUCACUAUGGUCACUGUCACUGUGUCUACGGGCUGCGUGCAUUUCCCGAUGGCCUGGGUCAUUUCAUUGAAACUGUAGCUCCAAAGACAACAAGCAUUGGUCACUCAUGGUUCAGAUCUCCCGAUCCCGGUGUCAGGGACCAAAACUGGCCGCUGAAGAGGUAGGUAUGGAUACUCUGGAGUGAGGGAAGGCUGGCUGCCAGGUGAAGGAAAUGCAGAAGGAAGGAGAGUGCCCCCCCCAACCGAGGCAGGGGGCUGAUAACAUAAAACUGCAGCAGUAGCAAUUCCCAAGGCGAGGAGCGGAAGCUAAAUAUUGUGCAUUUUUCUAAAGAGUAAAGUGCCUUUGUAUGAUGAAUGGGUCCCGAGGAGGGUGCUCCCUUCCUGUCUGUGAAGCGGCAGGUUGAGUCACUGCGACAGCCUGCUAAUUAAAAUGACCUCCCGGAAAUGAGGAUUCGGAGACGGGAGAUGGGGAGAGGAAGGGAGGCUCAGGGGAGAGAGGGCCUUUAGCACAAAGCUCCAGUUAAGCAUUCUUUGGCUUUGAGGUGGAGAUUUUUGAAGUUUGUUGCAAAAAUUGAGAGCAAACCUUAUUCUCCCUUUGUUUAUUGGUUUUCCGAAAUGAUAACAAAGAACCCUGUGUUCGCUGGCUACAAAUGUUGUGUUGUAUAUACAGCUUCUCCUCUGGGUUCUUGUUGCCCAGAGGAACACAAAUAAAGUGGUUUAUGCAUCGCU